Molecule: messenger RNA, 485 nt
Organism: Tuber aestivum (summer truffle)
Lineage: Eukaryota; Fungi; Ascomycota; Pezizomycetes; Pezizales; Tuberaceae
Source: the annotation of a GenBank genome assembly
AAACCACGUUCGACAACGGUUUCGGUCUCCGCAAUGCCGAAAUGAGCUACUCUACCACCCUUUGCUCGGAUCCUUGUGCGCAGCCAUUCAAUCCGUCGGACCAGCUCGGAUUUACCAACUCCCCGACCGCGUAGGGUCAACAGAAUUGUGCCGAUCAGGGAAGUGGGCAUGACAACCGAUACGCGGUUUAUGUCACCAAGGACUCUAUACCCUAGACUUCGUAUGACUUUGAGGCGGACUUCGGGGGCAGCUCUAUCUACGGAUUUUUGACCAAGGUUGGCAUCUCCCGGGCUGAUUUGUUGGGGGGUUAGGCUUACGCCUAUUGCGCCCCCGGCCCCAAUCUUGUCUAUCUGGCUCUCGACAAAGCUGCGCAGACUCCAGGGCUCGUGGAAACGAACGUCUACCCUACCCAUAUUGAGGUUGAGGAACUUGCUACUGUUAAGAAAACCCCAAAGAUUUUCCCUAACUUUUGGGAUUCCUAAUAG